AUGACUCCGGAAGCGGAUCAACGAGCACCACCGCCAUCACCAUUACCGCCAUGUGUGGACCUUAAUGCGCCAGGCCGCUCUUCUGAUUGUCCAAGAUAUCGCCAUCUGUGCAAUGAUACGGUUUAUUACGAUUUGAUGACCCAGCAAUGCCCUCGGACGUGCAAUCGUUGCCCUGAUUCGGCAGGAAAUUACCCUCGACCAAGUAAUCGUUUCCUUUACUCUUUUAAAACGUGA
Molecule: messenger RNA, 234 nt
Organism: Gongylonema pulchrum
Lineage: Eukaryota; Metazoa; Nematoda; Chromadorea; Rhabditida; Gongylonematidae
Source: the annotation of a GenBank genome assembly